AUGACAAUUCUUGUGGGAAAGGCAUUGACUCUUGCCAUCACUGCCACGGCAGGUAGUGGCUUCUUGCUAUUUGGAUAUGACCAAGGUGUCAUGUCUGGUCUGUUGACCGGAGAUGCCUUUGUUCGAACAUUCCCUGAAAUUGAUACUACCGCCACUGGCCAUGGUAGCUCUAGUUUACAAGGCACAGUGGUUGCCAUCUAUGAGAUAGGCUGCUUCGUGGGAGCUCUUCUCUCGUUGGCAUUCGGUGAAAAACUCGGUCGUCGGAUGUGUAUUAUGGCCGGCUCCCUUAUUCUAGUUGUCGGUGCAGCGCUCCAGGCGAGCGCCUACAGCAUUCCUCAUUUGAUCGUUGGACGAAUCAUUGCCGGUGUUGGAAAUGGGCUCAAUACUUCGACAAUCCCCGUUUGGCACUCGGAACUCAGCAAGGCAGCAAGCCGAGGAAAAGGACUUGCUAUCGAAUUGGCCAUUAACAUUUUUGGUGUGAUGACAGCCUAUUGGGUUGACUAUGGUAUGAGCUACGUGAGCAGCGAGGCUCAAUUCCGCUUUCCGAUUGCCCUUCAGAUCCUCUUCGCCAUCGUCACAUUCCUUGGCAUACUUGUCCUUCCCGAAUCCCCCAGAUGGCUCAUCGCCCACGAGAAGCAUAGCGAGGGCCGCCACGUUCUGUGGUCCUUGCAACCUAAUGCUCGCGAUAUCCUCGAGAAUGACCCAGUGGUUAACAUCGAUGUUGACGAAAUUCAACGAGCUAUCACGGAGGAGGAAGAAGCAUCCAAGGGGUCAUUUAGCCUUAUCUUCAAGAAUGGUCCCCAACGAUUUUUAUACCGGACGCUGCUUGGAAUGGGUGGACAGGCAAUGCAGCAGCUUAGUGGCAUUAAUUUGAUCACAUAUUACAACACAGUUAUCUUCGAGAAUAGCGUGGGAAUGGGCCACAAUCUAGCCUUGCUAAUUGCGGGUGUCAAUGGCGUCUGCUAUUUCUUGAGUACUCUUUUCACAAUCCCUGCAAUUGAUCGUCUCGGAAGAAGGAAAUUGAUGAUGUUCGCCGUUAUCGGUCAAUGCUGCUGUAUGGCUAUACUGAGCGGAACCGUCUACAAUGGAGGCCAUGCAGCAGGUAUAGUGUCGACCAUCAUGCUCUUUCUGUUUAACUUCUUCUUUGGAGUGGGAUUGUUGGCAAUUCCUUGGCUCUUACCCGCCGAAUAUGCACCGCUGGCUAUUCGAACGAAAGCAGCGUCCCUGGCCACGGCGACAAACUGGAUCUUUACAUUCUUGGUGGUUGAGAUAACACCCGUUAGUAUUGACAAUAUUGGAUACAAGACCUAUGUCUACUUUGCGGGUGAUGAGGCAAAACCGACCUGUACCGGGUGUAAAAGACGCGGGGAACAAUGUCAGUCGCGACAGCUGGGGUCGUUUCGCGACUCCAACAUGAAAGUGCUGGGGCCGGAGCAUCCGUCGAUGAAUCAGUCUGUUCCUAGUGCGAAAGGAAAGCGGCAGAGUAAAUUCAAGAUCUUCAGUGUGGUCCCUGCCUCCUCACCACGAAAACCUGGGGAGCUGUCGAAGCGACGAGUUGAAUCUGAAGAGAGGGAUAUCCAGGCAUCUCCGCCGGCGGAGAUCCAGUCGAAUCGCGAUGGGAAUUUGCAAAAUGGGGAUUCCCCCGCUACUCCUCCAGCAACAGAGCAUCACUCGCAGUCGGGGGUCUCUCCACGGGAUACAAGUCAGGUCCCAGAUUUUAACGCCUGCCCCAGCCCGAAUCAGCGCCCAUCGCCGUCUUUGUCGAGUGCCGCAUCGUUCUCUCACGUAUCUGCCGCAGGAUUUGAUGAUUUCAGCAUCCAAGUCAACCAAAACCAAUCUCCCAAUCAUGGUAAUGGCAACGAUAAAGUCCCAAGUCCCACGCAUUAUACCCCACCACAAUGUGACUUUCAUCGUGAUGAGCCUCCUACCUCGCAGUCCUACAUGCAUUCUAGUCCCGAGUUCGUGGUGGACGAACUUACCGCACUGAGGAAUCUCUCCAAUGGCGGCGCCUUUAAUUCCUCUACAAACGAACCUUUCCAGACGAUUCCCCCGCCUCUUUUCGAUCACAGCGUUUUCUCGGAUCCAGCUAACUUCACCAACGAUGUCUUCUUGCCUGGAUCGGCUUAUGAGGCGCUUCAUACGGCUUUGCGAAAUCGGCAGCUAUGGACUGCUCGUUCCGAUGUUCCUACCCGUCGUAGCUCACCUGAGUCGGUUCCUGGGUUUCGACCAUUUGCAGCAGAUGACAGGAGAUCAUCAAGGAGCACCAAUGCACAGCGUCCUCGAUCGAGGACGGGAAGGUGUUUUGAGCUGUCACCGGAAAGAGAAAAGGUCUUGUGGCAGAAUUAUCUGAACGAGAUAUGCGUAUGGCUGGACAUGUUUGAUAACCACCGCCAUUUUGCUUCGACAUUUCCUCAAAUGGCCAAAUCUUCGCCUCAUCUCCGAUAUUCCAUUCUGGCAUUAUCGGCCAGGCAGAUCGAAAGAUCGCAGAACAAGAAGUCGCAGUCGGAGAGUCUAUCUCUAUAUCAAGAGGCAAUCCAUCUUCUUCUCCCCGAGUUGGAGAGCAAAACGACUCCUGUCAUUGCGUCUUGUGUAAUUCUUUGUGUGUUGGAAAUGUUGAGUUGUAACCCUAAAGAAUGGCGUCGACAUCUAGAUGGAUGCGCAUAUUUAAUACAAGCGGCUGAGAUCAACGGAUUCUCAGGAAAGGAAGAACAAGCACUUUUUUGGUGCUUCGCUAGAAUGGAUGUCUGUGGUGGUCUCAUCUCCGAGGAGGAAACCAUCAUUCCCAUUCGCAACUGGAUACCAAAAGAUAUGGGUGCCUCGGAAGCAUCACAACUUUUUCUGGCCUCAAAAGAAAACUUCGAUACGUACGCCAACUACACCGUCUACCUAUGUGCACAGACCUUGGGUGUUCUUUUCGGCUGUGCCUCCAAAAUAACUCGGCCUUGUGUAUCAUGCCAAUACCUUGGUGGCGAGGAGGAAGGUGACUCGUACGUUCACUGUUGGAAAGGAUUGUUUGAUCGCGUCGAGCAGUGGUAUGAGAAUCGGCCGUGUCAGAUGAAGUCUAUUUUCAGUGUCCCGACUACUGGAUGGAAAGGAAGGGAGAUGCCAUUUCCGACAGUUAUAUAUCCAAACGGGGCUGCAAGUGAUGGCUGCUGGACAAACGCCCUUCAACCUCUCUGGCUGGCCGGCAAGGUUAUGUCGCAUUACUCGGAGCACGCGGCGAUUGUGGAAACACUCACACGCAUUGAGCGGGAAACCGGGUGGGCCACAGCAUGGAGGGUCGAAGAUCUCAAGGAGUUUUGGGGGGAUGAAGAUGAGGAGUAUGGCGAUAUGGAUGUGAGUAUGAGUGUGGGAACACCCAGUAUAGACACAGAUAGAUCGAAUAUACACCCGAAUCGGUGA
Molecule: messenger RNA, 3402 nt
Organism: Aspergillus wentii DTO 134E9
Lineage: Eukaryota; Fungi; Ascomycota; Eurotiomycetes; Eurotiales; Aspergillaceae
Product: MFS transporter/fungal specific transcription factor domain-containing protein
Exons: 17
Coding region: 1-3402 (1133 amino acids)
Biological process (GO): carbohydrate transport; transmembrane transport
Cellular component (GO): membrane
Molecular function (GO): carbohydrate:proton symporter activity
Source: RefSeq, a predicted model, not a curated record